This is a messenger RNA of Soboliphyme baturini, 267 nucleotides long. NCBI's taxonomy places the organism in Eukaryota, Metazoa, Nematoda, Enoplea, Dioctophymatida, Soboliphymatidae. The record is from the annotation of a GenBank genome assembly.
CAGCUAGAGAAGUUAGCGGCCGCCUUGCAGGUAGAGCCCGACAAUGCCGCUGCCAUAGAUAAUGCGCCACAAGGCAUGGAGGUGAAAAUGACGAUUCCUCAGGCGCACUUUUCGAACUUGGAGGUCAGCGACGAGCAACUGAUGAUCGGCAGUCGUCUGGUACGCCGUAAGGACUGGAUGCAUGGCGAUAUCGUGCACUGCUACCAGAUAUCUCUCAGUCUGCUCAAGCCGCUUCUCGAUACCGGCCGCUUCGUUGUCCGUUCCUGA